AUGAAAAUGUCAAGGGGUGGUGGCUGUGCCAUCUAUUCCAAGUGCCCCGUCCUCCCAGUCCUAAACCCCACCGUAAGUGAGGUUACAAGGUUCCUCCUUAGUACCGUCUGCUCGUCAAUGAGCUUGUCGAUAAUGUUGUUCAAUGCCCGCUCAUUACUCCCCAAAAUCCAUAACAUCCGAGCAAUUUUAGCCAUUUCUUGA
Molecule: messenger RNA, 201 nt
Organism: Opisthorchis viverrini
Lineage: Eukaryota; Metazoa; Platyhelminthes; Trematoda; Opisthorchiida; Opisthorchiidae
Exons: 2
Coding region: 1-201 (66 amino acids)
Source: RefSeq, a predicted model, not a curated record